Strongylocentrotus purpuratus (purple sea urchin) is the source of this 4444-nucleotide messenger RNA. RefSeq lists its product as uncharacterized. The coding region runs from base 6 to 2699 and encodes 897 amino acids. Lineage: Eukaryota; Metazoa; Echinodermata; Echinoidea; Camarodonta; Strongylocentrotidae. The transcript has 4 exons. The record is from RefSeq and is a predicted model, not a curated record.
UGUUCAUGGAGACAUCAUCUUGGUGGUACCAUCACUCCAAGAUGGUGCGCCUGAGACGUCAGUGCUGCACCCUGGCGUUUCUCUUCAAGAGUUGCAUCUUCCUUCUGGCCGUAUCCAGUGUGCUGCUUCUUCUGCAGAGCAUCUGGAGCAGUAGUAGUGUGGAGGAAAAGACGGGGGCGGGCAAGAGUGGACGGCUGAACAGCAACACCAUCAACAGCGGCGCCUUCAUCGAGCGCGAGUACCUGCCCAAAGAGAAAUUUGUGAGCCAUUCAUCAGAGUGUGAAGUUCCAAGAUUCAAUAGCAACUCUACUAUACCGCAAGAUGUGGUAUGUAAGAGAAUCUCGCCUCGACCUGGGUCAUGCCAACUGGCACAUGAACUGUACACUUCACAAAAAGUGGAAACUUGUAGCCAUCAGGAAAAACACCAACUGUGUCAAAUAAAGGGAGAAGGCAAAGAGAUGGCUGUUGAAUGUGACCAAGAAAUCUGUCCAGGACCAGUAUCCCUAGGAACUAUUAACCCGGCCAUCGGUGUCCUACACUGGGAGGAGCUGAGUGACAUGAAGGAACUCCAGGCCCACCUCCAGCACCUGCUCCUCACAGGCAAACCAGAGGCAGUCUUUGGCUUUUGCUUCAUCAAGUGUCCCUUGGAGCUACAGGAGGUCCAGGAGGGUGGACAAGGUGGGGAGAAUAUUCAGGCGUAUGAUGUCGAUGAGGAUGAGGAAGAAGGGCUUGAGGAUGGUGUGGAGAACAGUUUCCUGGCAUUUGAGAAGGACUACUUUCAAGAGGACGUUGAUGAUGAACCAUGGGCGCAACAGCUGCUAUUGCUUCCGUCUAAGCAGCAGAAAUCUCAUAGCAAAUCCCAAAGUAGCAGUCCAGGGUUGAACAUCAAUGUGAUUCUGCUAGAUUCAGUUUCACAUAGCCACUUCUAUCGAUCUCUUCCUAGAACAGUGCAUACUUUAAGAGAAAUUAAUAAGUUAAAAGCAGGCAGUGUUUUCAACUACAACUUGGUGCAGUCUGUGAAGGGUCGCACCUACGAGAACAUCCAAGUGCUGUUCUCUGGAGUCAUGUACAACCCAGAGGAGCCCUUUGGAGUACAUGACAUGCCCCCUGAUCCUGUAGGUACCAAGGUACUUCUGGAAGGGUUUAAGCACAUGGGGUAUGAAACGUUGUGGAUGGAAGAUCUCUGUUGGACUUGGGAGUGGGGAAUUGCCAAGAACUUUGUGGUGCAUUCACCAAAAGAGAUGCUGAGCUUCCGCUGGCAGAAACUUCUAGAUGCCAUGAAGGAGGGAGGAGUUGAUCAGCUGGGUUUAGCUUUAGCAAGCUGUGAGAUCUUGCACAGAAACAACCAUAAUGAUCCUUUCCAUGGUCCACCUGCCAUCUGUUACAACGGAGAAUACCAGCAUACUUACAUGCUGCAGUACCUCAAGAGUCUUCAGAAAGCUCAACAAUCUUCAAGGACUCCAUUCUUCCACUACACAGAAAUCAAUGUCGGUCACGAUGAUCUCGGCAUAAGAGUCCAGGGGCUGGACACGGCUCUUGCUGAUUAUCUCACAUUUGCAGCAUCAUUAGACAACACUAUGACCAUCCUUCUUGCAGAUCAUGGCAACGCUUACGGCUCAUUCAUUCAUAAAUCGGAGGAAGGGCGUAUCGAGAUGUUCCAUCCCUCAAUGUUUAUUAUGCUCUCAAAGAAUGCUGGACGAUUCCUCUCUCCGUCUCAGGUCCACGCCCUCGAGGUCAAUCAAGAUCGGCUGACCAGCAUCUUGGACAUACACUACAUGCUCAGGUCGCUAGCGUACCCAGGUCUCAAGACCAAAGUCGCAGAAUCCCAUCAAAACUUUGACAUCAACCCAACUGGACUUCUGCAGGAGGUUUCCAUGAACAGGACCUGCGAUCACAUCCCACGUAUCCAACCCAACAUCUGCAUCUGUGAGGAUUAUGACUCCAGGGUCUCCAACGACAGCAGUAGAGUGAUCUUUGCAGAGUUCGCGCUUGGGGAGCUGAAUAAUGCAAUCCAGAACCAGUUUGUAGAGGCGCACCCUGAAGCCAGGAGAGGGUUUGGAAGAUGUCAGCCUCUCCAAGCUCUUAGGUUUACGAAUGUGCGCGAGAACUUUCAUGGGGACGAUACAAUAGUCAUCAAGUUGGAUCUUCAUAUAAAAGCUGGGGAGAAUGCGUCCCAAACCGAGGAGAUCUUCUUUGUCACUCUAAUGGCUUCGACCAACACUCAGCCGAGAGAACAGCUCCGUCUCAUCAGCUACGACCGCCUCACUGCCUACAGUCAGUAUGGCGCGUGUGCAGACAAGGGCGUAGCCACCAAACUCUGUGUCUGCUCCCUUGCUAGAUUGGAUGCUGCUGCCAAGAAGGCCACCGAGUACGGCUCUACCCCAAAAUGGCACGAGAUCUCGUCAUUUUUCAGCGCGUACACUUCAACCGUGAAAGAAGUGACAUCGUGCCUGUAUCUUUACGAGAGGCGUACACCAAACGGUGUUGUGUUAGAAGCGUCCUGCGAGUGCAGUGAUAGGCUAUACUUAGUGGAGAUCAACGCUAAGUCGCAGAACAUCAUCGUGUCCAAAGAGUUGCCUGUUAGCAUAGUCCUGAAACCAGGCAUGAGGACGUUCUUGGUAGCAUUUGUGCAGAGCAUUCGGAGAAAGACAUGGUCAUUGGAAUACAGUAUGCAGUAUACAGAACAUCGUCUAGUCUGAUUAAGUACUCUUAAUUACAUUAUAUGUAAGUAAAUAUUUCAGUAUCCUUCUAAAUAAAUCAUUUUUUUAGGAUAAUAUGAUUAUGAUUAUACAUUACUGGUUCAGCUGAGAAUUAAAGAGAAUUUGAGUUCUGGUAUGAGGGAGAAAUUGGAUGAUCAGCAUUCUAUAAAAUUGUUUGUUUCAUGUGAAAGAAUUCCUGUUUGUGUUUUAUUUGGUAUGCCUCAAAACAAUGUGGAUUAAGCAUAGUUACACCUGUGAUUUCAGAAUCUUUGAGUGACCUGGCUGAGCAUACACUUCAAAUGACAGAACAAGAUUUAAACAUAUUUAUUCACUCAAGAUCUAUUUAAAAUCUGGACAUAGCAUGAAAAUAUUGUGUACAUACAUUUAGUCUUGUUUCAAUGUAUUCAACAUUCCCAGAACUCAAUCUUGACCUUUAACUGGUGUGACAAUCAAUUAUGUAUAUAUUUAAUUGUAAAAGACUAUCAAACUGCUGAAUAAUUCUUUGUAAAUUCUCAUGCCAUGACACUUCCCUCCAUAUGAAUAUAUCGUCUACAUUGGGCAUUGCACCUGAGGCUGGGCAGUAUAAUUAGUGAUGUAGAUUUGUCAUGAAUUGGUUAUCAGGGCCAUUUUUCACUCUAUUGUGAAAAUUGCAUAUAUAUUGCACAAACUUCAAGUUUUUUUUUUAAUUUUUUUCUCCAAGAACAACAGUAUUUUAAAAUGGUACAUGAAUAGAAUUUUGUGCCAUAAAACUAUUAUAGAAAUUAUACCUGCAGAAACUCAAGAAAUGUACAAGUACCAGAGAAUCAAAUUUGCUGGCAUAUUUAUAUCAUGUUACUGUUUGAGUGUAGUAUCUGCCACUUAAAGGCACCUGCAUAGCUCAAGGGCCCUUGGGAAGAGCACUACCAAUAUUGAGGGUACCCUAGUUGAAUAAAUCAUUAUUUUUAUGAUUAUGAUUCCUAUUUUUACACAACAUACGUACGUGUACAUGUAUUAUUAGUUUUAUCACUGUGUUAACACUAAGAAAUAUGUUCAUAUAUUAAGAGCAAAUUGAAAGAUGUCCAAUCUCAAUUUCAAUUUCACUAUUCGUUAUUAAAAUGUUAAAAAACAUAGUGAUUUUAGUGCUGGAAUUUUAAAAUCCAACUAUUUGUUUGUGUCUCUGAACCUCAUUUGAGUAUACUCAAACUUGUAUUUAUAAAUUUUGAAAGAAGAUGAUUUCAAUGACUUUUUUUUUCUUUCAAGUAGGAGCAUAGAAUACUGUAGUAAUCCAGCAUCAGCAAUUGCCAGUUGAGAAAGAAAUUUGUAACAGGAAGCCAGUAGAUAUCUCAGCUUUCAAAGAAAAAAUUGAAAAGACGAAAACAAUGAAUAGCAAAUGGACAAGUUUUAGCUAACGGUUUAAUUGUUUACAGUUAUUUUGAAAACAAUGUCUCAUGAUUUUUGCUUGGCUUUUUUACUGCGUACGAUUCUCUUAUGACGUAUACUAAAAAUGAAAAGGUAUGGUAUUCAGUACUAAAUGAAAAAUACUCUACUUAAAAAUUAUUUUGUUACAUUUAUUUAUUAACAUAUUAUGUGAUAUAGACAGAGUUUUGCUCAUGACAUUUUUGUGGUAUCACUGAAACUAAUGUUAGCAGAUUCUGCUACUUAAAUUACAUGUAGAUUCUGUUACUUGGAAUUAUUGGGCGAUUCCAAACAGAUAGUUAAGACAUUAGUACUAAUGAUUAUUCUAUGUAGAUGUUAGUUAUACUUUU